Molecule: messenger RNA, 7891 nt
Organism: Syngnathoides biaculeatus (alligator pipefish)
Lineage: Eukaryota; Metazoa; Chordata; Actinopteri; Syngnathiformes; Syngnathidae
Gene: dmrt2b
Product: doublesex and mab-3 related transcription factor 2b
Exons: 5
Coding region: 4260-5690 (476 amino acids)
Biological process (GO): regulation of transcription by RNA polymerase II; sex differentiation
Cellular component (GO): nucleus
Molecular function (GO): DNA-binding transcription factor activity, RNA polymerase II-specific; RNA polymerase II cis-regulatory region sequence-specific DNA binding
Source: RefSeq, a predicted model, not a curated record
GUCUGUCUCUGUUGCCAUGCAAUUGGUUUGGCCACCAAUUCAGUGUGUACCCCGCCUCCUGCCCAAUGAUACAUGGGAUAGGCUCCAGCACUCCCGCUACCCUUUUGAGGAUAACUGGCUCGGGAAAUGAAUGAAUAAAUUAUUAUUAAUAUACUUUUAUAAGUUAACAUGCUACUCAAAUUGGGCCAAAAGGCCUGUGUCACCAACAAUUGUUAUCCUAUAUUCAUUCCAAAUGUGCUUAAUGAGCUUGAUGUCAGAGUUCUAGUUGAAUGAUUGGAUCUUGCUUUGUGCAGGGAGCCAAAGUCACACUAGAAAAAAAAAUGAGCUAUUGUGGCUCUCUGACUUUUGACACCAAGUACAACCUCAAAAAGUACCUGGCAUUUCAUGUUCCACCGCAAUGACUAACAUUAAAACACAGCAGCAAGUGUUCAUGAAAAACAAGGCACAAGUUUUAGUCCUAAAAUGUACAUUAAAUAUUGUUGUAAGCUGCUGUAACACAGUUUCAACAUGAACACAUAAACACAACAUUGACAGUGUCAUAAGUUGUUGUUUUUUUAAAUAGGUAAGUAUAUAACUGUCUUUAAUGUAUUUUCUUAAUUUUAACUGUAUCUUUUAUGAACCUUGAGUUUUAAAUAAUUUAAUGGGAUUCAGGGUUGCUGAAGAUGAUCCCAGUGAAAGUGAGAGUCAGCAUUUAAUUAAGCCAAUAAACAUAUUUUGGGGAUGUGGAAAACCCAAACAAGCACACCAGGAACAUAAAAAUUCCACACAGAGAUAUUCCAAUCCAGAUUAAAACCAAGAUAUCAUGACUUUGUGUCAUGUUCUCUGUUUUGGUUGGGUUGGUUUUGUUUAUUCUAUUUGUCGGGUCUCUGUGGCUCCCUCUUGUAUGAAUCCAUUUUCUGUACCGCCUCUCAAAAAGCUCAUAAGAGUUCUGCAGCCUCACCCACCUGGGCAAGAGGCAAGUAUACCCUGAACUAGUCGCUGACCAAUCGCAGGGCACAAUUAGACAAACAGUUCUUCACACUCACAUUCACACCUACAGGCAAUUUAAAGUUUUCAAUUAACCUACCAUUCAUGUUUCUGGGAUGUGGUGGUAAACAGGAGUACCUGUGGAAAACCCACGCUGGCACUGGGAGAACUUGCAAACUCCACCCAAGAAGCCCAGAUUUGAACCCGAGUCCUCAAAACUGUGAGACAGAUUUGUUGUACACUGUUCCGCCUGUAUGCAUGAAUAGAAGAGUUGGUCCAUCUGUGAAACAAAACUACGGUGGUAGUUUUUUAAGUGGUUCCAAUCCAAGAAGUUUACAGAUAAUGUGUAUUCUAGUACACCUUACGUUUUUUGUAAGAAAAGAUAAAAGAAAAGAAUAGAAAGUCAUUAAAACAUAACUUUUAUGAAUGACACAAAAAACAAUUCAACUGAUGUUUUAUGAUUCUGGUCAGUUUCAAAGGUGUUCUGCAUUGUGGGCCGUCGGUUUCCCCAAACAUAGUUUUUUUUUUUUUUAAAUCGUGUAUGAUCUUACAGUAUAUUUCAGGUGCUCUAUAGAGAAGUUAGUAUAGGAGGCCCCGUAGCUCAGUGGUUAGAGCACUGGUUUGGUAAACCAGGAGUUGUGGCUCCACUCCCUGAGAAGGGUUGCGUCAGGAAGGGCAUCCGGUAUUUAAAAGAAAAAAAAAUUGUGCCAAACAUAUAUAUGCGUUCAUCUGAGAUGACAGGCUGUAGCGACCCCGAAAGGGACAAGCUGAAAGAAUCACACUAUAGAGAAGUUAGUAUGGAAAUUUAUGGCCCAUUGUUAAGAGAAGCUUGAAAUGUCAUUAUCAUAAAAAUGCUCAAAGAGAAGUUGCUCUUACGAGGAGAGCAUGCAAACGUCUGCGCCGACAGAUUCCAAAACAGAAACCUUGUUGCUGUGUGAAAAUAUCUCCUUUCGAUUAACAUUUUAAUGGGUUUUUUUUGGUACAUUUUCAAAAAUUUCUAGUUUAUCAAUUGCCUCAAGAACUACAUUGUGGUUGUUUUAGUUGAUGGUUUUGGGAUGAUUAAAAUGAUCCUCAUCUAUUCUAUUUUUAAAACCUUCACAGCCUUUAAUUGUCAUGAAAGCCUCUUCAAUUGUAUCAUAAUCUAUCAACGCAGUUAAAUGUGAAAGUAAAUUGGCAGCAAUAAUGUGGUCAGUGUCAACAAAAACAACAAAAAACAAGUUCAAGGGAGGAAGAAAAGAACGAGGAUGCUCAAUAUAUGAUGUAUUGAGCAUCUUUGACCACCAUGUAUAAAAAAUUCAUGAAGGCUUCUUCUUUUCAUGAUUUUUGCAACAGUUCAACUUGACACCAAUCAGAUUUAUUCUUCUUUUUCUUUGAGGUUCAAAGAAUUCAUCUUCAAAGUAAAGACCUGCUAUGCCCAAUGCUAUCUGUCUUCUUCUUUUCCGUUCUUCCCCCCUCGUGUGCCAGCUGGCAGGCGAAAGGAAUGGAAUCGCAUGUAAAUGAACAGCCCUCCUAACUUCUGCCAAUAUCUUCCUCUAUCUGUGAUACUUUCUGCAGUUGUAGGAGGGCACUGCAUCAUUAUCUAGGGGGAGGAAACCAUUUAGUUGGAGAAAGGGACAAUUAGGAACCACUAAAGUGGAAAACCUCUUUUCUGUAUGCUAAUGAGUUUUUCAGCAGUUGAUGGUGAUUACUGCUAUUUUUCUCCCCAAAUUGUCUCUGUUAUUGUUCCCUUUACAUAAAACUGCAUUUAUUCUCCCCAUCACAGCAUUUAUUGGGGCCACAAUACUUCCUUUGUAGCAUCUCGGAACUAGAAUGAAAGUUGAAAAGAGAAUGCUUAUUUGAAUCAUGAAUAUAUAAACUGGAAGAAAAAAACGACGCGUGAGUGCAUCGAUAAUGUACCCUGGGGAGUAUUUGCCAUACAUUCCCCUCAGCUGUCAUGCAGUCAACAGGGAGGGGGGUCAAGACGAUGUCACACUUUUCUAGCUGAAGGUGGGGCAUUGCAGAAUGUGCUGGGAAAGACAGCAACUGCCUGCUAUCAACGUAUGUCACAUGAUCAACCACAUGACAGGGCUACAGUGUAAUUAACAUCUGCAUGGUCUCUUUUACACGACGAGCUUUCUCUCUGCUCCUUGACAAAAUAUGUAUUUGUUUCUUUUCUAAAGCCACAACUGUGUGAGAUGUGAAAUUAAUAUCUUAAAUGUGGGACAACUGCUGAGGAUGACAUUUUAAUUUAUGUCUUUAGUUUUUGCUGCUUGUAUUGAAGCAUGCCAUAUCGUCACAGUCACAUCAGACCGCAGUAUGGUACGAUCAAUAGUGACUUUUGCUACAAGUCAAAAAUAAAUUAUAGUUUUUAGUAAAAAUACCAGGUUUCUCAAAAUUCACAAGGCACAAAGCAGUUCCUCGAAACAAGGUGGUUAUUUUAAUCCAACCCCGUGAUGAUCUUCAUGAAUGCAUAACAUACAAUUCUUCUUCAACCUGUACCGUGUGUAAAUAUUCACUUUCUGGUGUAAUAUAGGAUCUCUUCUUGAGUAAAAGAGUGCCACGCUAAAAUAAAACCAAGACUUGACAAGACUUGUAUACGUUCCUCUGUGUCCCAGAUUCCAAUCCAAUCCAAUAAUUUUUUCAGGAAAAGGCUGUAAUUAAAAUAGUAAUUUACAUUAGCUUAAUGAAUUAGUAACCAUUAUGAAUGUGCGUGAAUAUACAGGACUGUAUUAUCAAAGCAAUGGGCAUACUUUCUCAAGCUAUUGAAUGAUAAGCUUUGUCCCGAUUUUGAACUGCUUGUAUAUUGAAAGGCUAAAUAUUAUCUUUCAUGGAACCUAUUAAAUGUUGUUUCGGUUAAGAUCCAUUGCUGUUUAGGCGCUUCACCAGGAGGUCCUUAAUAUUAUGUUAACUGCUGUAUGCCCCAAUCGAAAGGUUUGCAAUAUGUCUAAAAGGAUAUUGAAAAGGAUAUACAGCAUAUAGCUUUUUGGUCGAUGGCCCGAGACAACCUGUUAAAUAAAGAGGAAAUAAAAAUGCAGAGGUAGGGGAAUCUGAUUUGGCUGGUAGAAAAACAACUCCAUUUUAGAAACUUCCCUUUUUUGCUGUUAUUGCCAUACAGGUAUCUGAUCUAGGAAAAAAAAGAAAGGGUGCCUUUAAAUUUCUUAUCAGUGAGCAAGUAACUGCAUGAAAAGUGGGUUGGCAAAAAUACAUUCAAAUCUACAUAUAAAUCAUCUUGUGUGCAAAACUCCCUACCUCUGAUCAUGUUCCGGGUCACAGGGAACUGGAGCUUGCCCAUCCCAGUGGACUUUCGGUGAGAGAUGAGAUGUAUCCUGAAAUCAUCGUCAGUCCAUGACAGGCUGGAUCUGACAACAUUUCAGUGCGUGGUUUUAGGAGGAGUUCGUGCUGAAGGAUCACACUGUUCAUGUGUCAGCCAAGUCCAGCGAACCGCAUUUUUUCUUCAGAUGUCCACUCCGUUUGAAGGAAGCCAGCAGCUGGAAACAGAAAAAUUCCACGCAUCAAAAUAUAAAGCGCUUUUUGUCGUGACAAGUCCUGACGGAUGCUUGGGGGUGCAGGACAGCCCGGCGCCGACCUGCGGGGACAGCAGUGACAAGAUAUCGCUGCAGCAGGAGAAGCCGCUCAAGAUGAGCCGAAGUCCCAAAUGCGCCCGCUGUCGCAACCACGGCGUGGUUUCGUGCUUGAAAGGUCACAAACGCUUGUGCCGCUGGAGGGACUGCGGCUGUGCUUGCUGCCUGCUUGUGGUCCAGCGGCAGCGAGUCAUGGCCGCGCAGGUCGCACUGAGGAGGCAACAGGCAGCGGAGGGUAAAAGAGGUGUCAAAUGUGUAACUUCCUCACAGAGAACUUUGCUUCAGUGCUCUACUGAGACUGCAGAGCCAAGUGUGCUGCAGACCAAGAGACUUCUGCAUGGGCUGACACCACAGGAGGGGAACAGUUCCUGUUGUUUAAAGCAGACACGAUGUGACCAUGCAUGCAUUCCAAGCCCCACCGUUAGUACCCGCAUGAGGAAAAGACGUACGUUUGCUGACAAGGAGCUGGAGAACGCAAUGCUGGAACGCGAGCUGAGACAGGGAGAGUUCCAGAAUGACCUUUCCUUUUCCUACUCGACCUUCUUCCCCACGCUUCAUCCUGUGCCUCUACCUAUCACGCCGACCUUGCAGUCAUUCAACAAAGUCCCUUCAUCUGCAGCGUCAUCCGGCUUUGGGUCUGGGUGUAGCCGAUGUAAGCCACUGCAAGAUUGGGACUUUGGUUUCUAUCACUGCUUUCAUUUCAGGAGCACAUCAUGUACAAAAUGUGAGUUCCAGCUCUGCAAAAUCUCAGGGCAAAAUAGAGAUAAGAAGGAUGAGGUGAAGCAAAGUUGGAAUGGCUGCGAGAAAGAAGACACAUCAGAGCUGAUACCUUUGCCAUCACGACAAACUUUCAGUCACCAUGACAGCACUUUGUUGUGUCAGGACCUCAUCAAAGCUCAGUCAAAACCAGGAGAAAUUCAAGACUCCAACGUCACAUGCUCUAUUUUUGUAUCAGAUCAGGGGAUCCUGGACUUGCCAAAUGUCAGAGCCCACAGCAGGACCUUUGAUCCGUUCGUGCUGACAGCUAGAGGCUGGUGCGCUGACACUCCUGCUGCCCUGACACGUCCUGGUGAAGAGUCUGUCAAGAGCCUUCCUGGCAGCUCAAGCAGGACUCCAGCUGUGAAGCUGCUACCUUUCUCAGUAGAGGCUCUGCUGAGGGCCUGACAAGCCAAUGGAAAGCACUUGGCUUUAGUUUGUAUAGGGAUCACGUUGACGUGAACUAUACAUACAGAAAAGGUUAGUUGGAGUACACUGACAGGAGUUGUUUUGUAUUCAAAAUGGAAUUUCAUUCAGAACAGUGACUGUCACCAAAGAUGAACAGAAAAAUGCAUCAGUGCCAAAUACCGCUGUACCAAAAUGGCAUGUUUUUCUUAGGCCAAGACCCACCCCUGUACAAAGUGACAUGGAAAAAAAACAAUUUUCUGAGCCGCUUAUCCUCACAAGGGUCACAGGAGUGCUGGAGCCUAUGGUGUCUAUCGUCGGGCAGGAGGCAGGGUACACCCUGAGCUGGCUGCCAGCCAAUCGCAGGGUUUAUGGAGACGGAGAACAGUUGUACUCACAAUCACACCUAGUGGCAAUUUAAAGUGUCCAAUUAAUGUUGCAUGUUUUUGGGAUGUGGGAGGAAACCAGAGUGCCCAUAGAAAUUACACUCAGGCACGGGGAGAACAUGCAAACUCCACACAGGUAGAUUUGAAUUCCAGUCCUCAAAACUGUGAGAUUAACUCUCGAACCAGUUGUACCACCAUGCUGCCCAAAAAAACUUCACAAUCCUAAUCAAUAACAAAAAUACGACAACAUCAGCGAUACAAUUAUGGGACAUGAAAAUCUGUUUUGCUGUAUUUUUAACUGAAUUAGAAUUCUAAGAAUUAAAUCAUCUUUGCAUUGUCUGCUAUCAUGUUUUGUACCAUUAUCAUACAUAAUUUAUAUCACGUGAAGUCAAACUACCUUUACCUGCCUGUAAGUAUUCAGCAACCAUACAAAGUCUGAACAAAACUUUAAAGUUUUGUGUUCUUGGGCUUGUUUAUUUUCUUCAGUCGUGUCUUUGCUAGUAAAUAAAAUGUCACUGUAAAACUGGUUUGAAUCGGGCUGCAUGAGAUGAGCAAUCAUUUAAAAAAACUUCGAAGGAAAGGAUAAUUCAGGGUUCUGAGACUGUAAAAAUCAAAGUGAUUGUCUUAAACAAAGCACAGUAAUACUGUACAUCCAAAAUAGUGCUUUCUGAAUUGAAAAAAAAAACAUUUACAGGGCUGAAACCAUCAAAAUGCUGACAGUAAGAUAGUGCUUCAAUUGCCUGGCUUUCAGUGUUCUUCCAUACGUACUGUGUUAUGUGUGAGAGAAAGGGUGAGUGAGGGAAAUAGCUGUGUGCAUGUGUGCAGCUGUUUUUGUGUGAUGGCGACAUAUGCAUUCUUUGCUUGCUUUUUUUCCACAUCUGAUUGAUUGUGUAAUUGAUUUCUUGAUAUAUGAGCUGAGUCAUAAAAGUUCCAGGACAUUAAAAGAUAUGGUUCAAGGCCAAACUACAAACUUCGAUGUGGUACAGUCAAGCAGCAUAUCUACAAGAGAUUGUGCAGCAUUUGCUUCAUUCAGUAUGACAGAAAAAAGUAGAGCUGUGGCAGGGCUACACGUGGCGACUUCUCCAGGAUGGUGCCCCUGUGACGACUUCCCCAGGAUGGUGCCCCUGCUCACAAUGCCCUGAAGAAGAACAACAGUUCCCGAACAUUGCCGUGAUGGGACAACCUUCCAACUCAGUCAACCUGGCUCCGUGGGAUUUUUUUUCCCCCUUCCUUCCCAAGUUCAAGGCGGUCAUCCAGGUGACCUGUUUUGAAGCCGUUAUGUAGAUGACACCAAGGUGGCUGUAGUGAUGGAGAUGUGAAGGAUCCUGGUCGAAGCCUUCCGGGACUGCUUGGCAGUGAAGACUGGGAAAGGGGAAAACUUGUGGUUUGUAAUUAAUGUAUAUCUUUUGUGAAACCGUUUUGACAUAUGUGGAAUGAUUAUUGUUAAUCUUGCAAUCCUACUGAUGAGGAUAGGUGUCAAUGUCGCCAAGGCAACAUUUGUUUUGUAUGCUGAACCUGGCCCAGGUAGUUUGUUUGAAGAUGCAUUUGAUGUACAUGUGCUUUUUACUUUUUUUCUCUUUUUGUUUCUCUGCUACUCUGUAAUCUCUGAGAUGGAGGUCAGAUACGGUUAACAACUCUGGACCCUGUGGCGUCAACACAGGUGAUAGCGCUCUCUUUGUUCGCUCGUAUCUAGCAUGGCAUCAGAAUGCUUUUCUAUCUCCUCACAGAUGAUCUGAGGGCUGUUGGUUGGUACAAAGAAAGAUGUGGCUGUGACUUUGAAAGCUACGAAAUUGUGUUGCAUUGUUUAUUGUCAACAGA